Molecule: messenger RNA, 591 nt
Organism: Gadus macrocephalus (Pacific cod)
Lineage: Eukaryota; Metazoa; Chordata; Actinopteri; Gadiformes; Gadidae
Product: olfactory receptor 6Y1-like
Exons: 1
Biological process (GO): G protein-coupled receptor signaling pathway
Cellular component (GO): membrane
Molecular function (GO): olfactory receptor activity
Source: RefSeq, a predicted model, not a curated record
UUUGACAGGCUAGUGGCGAUCACCUUUCCAUUGCGUUAUCAGAUCAUUGUGAGUCUGAAGGCCAUGUCCUCACUGGUGGCCUCUUUUUGGAUUAUCGGCAUCCUUGUCAACUUGAUAGUUGUAGGGCUUCUAACACGACUGUCCUACUGCAGGUCUGUUGUUAUCAACAGCUAUUUCUGUGACCAUGGGCCGCUCUAUCGACUUGCCUGCAAUGACAAUCGGCCCAAUCAUAUCAUUUCCAUAGUGUUACCAGUUAUAAUUAUUUGGGCUCCAUUGCUCUUUAUCUUGAUAUCUUACAUGUGCAUUGGUGCAGCUUUGGCUAAAAUAGCUGGAGUACAAGAUAGGAUGAAGGCCUUUAAAACAUGCAGUGCCCAUAUAAUGUUGGUGAUUAUUUAUUACUUACCUAUUCUUGUCACUUUUAGUGUUGCUGCUAAAAUGCCUCGUAAUACAAGGAUAAUUAUUCUUUCUCUUGCAGCACUCAUACCUCCAGCGUUGAACCCACUAAUUUAUGUUCUACAGACUCAGGAAAUCAAACUGUCCCUGAAAAAGGUGUUCAAAAGAAUGUAGCAAUCAAAAGUUGCAUUGAAGUAG